CUGCCUUAAUACCCUGAACCCCAAUGAUCCUUCAGCAGCCCCUGGAGCGGGGCCCCCCASGUCGGGCCCUUCACGAUCCACGGACCGCCUCAGGGGCGACUCGAGGCCAGGACGCCAGCUCCCCUCUCCGAGGAGCUAUGCCCAUGAGCACCAAGCGGCGCCUGGAGGAGGAGCAGGAGCCCUUACGAAAGCAGUUUCUGUCUGAGGAGAACAUGGCCACCCACUUCUCUCGACUGAGCCUACAUAAUGACCACCCUUACUGCAGCCCCCCCAUGGCUUUUCCACCUGCCCUGCCCUCACUGAGGAGUCCUUGCUCAGAACUACUUCUCUGGCGCUAUCCUGGGAAUUUAAUCCCUGAGACUCUUCGGCUGCUCAGGCUGGGGGAUACUCCUAGUCCCCACUAUCCUGCAACCCCAGCUGGGGACAUAAUGGACCUCUGAGCAAUAGUGGGCAACAUCAUUCCCCAUGUCUUUCCCUAGAGGAGACUGCAACCCUCAGGAAGGGACAAGGUGCUUGCUUGUUUAUCUUCCUCCAGAUUGGUGUUUGGGUAACAGGACCUUCCCUCAAGAGAGGAGGACACUGAACUCAAUGGGACCUUGGGAUGGGAGGGCAGCAGCAGGGGAAGGGGAUGUAUGCCCUGAAAAAGGGAAUUAAAAAUUGCUGAACAAUUGAA
Molecule: messenger RNA, 673 nt
Organism: Urocitellus parryii (Arctic ground squirrel)
Lineage: Eukaryota; Metazoa; Chordata; Mammalia; Rodentia; Sciuridae
Gene: Hcfc1r1
Product: host cell factor C1 regulator 1
Source: RefSeq, a predicted model, not a curated record